This is a messenger RNA of Ostreococcus tauri, 1557 nucleotides long. RefSeq names its product Quinonprotein alcohol dehydrogenase-like superfamily. Gene Ontology annotation, cellular component: histone deacetylase complex. Gene Ontology annotation, molecular function: transcription corepressor activity; protein binding. The coding region runs from base 1 to 1557 and encodes 518 amino acids. Gene Ontology annotation, biological process: regulation of transcription by RNA polymerase II. The transcript has 2 exons. The record is from RefSeq and is a predicted model, not a curated record. Lineage: Eukaryota; Viridiplantae; Chlorophyta; Mamiellophyceae; Mamiellales; Bathycoccaceae.
AUGGCGCUCACGAGCGACGAGAUGAACUAUCUCGUCUACCGAUAUUUGCUUGAGAAUGGAUUUACCCACGCCGCGUUCGCGCUCGGGCACGAAUCGCGCGUGGACGGAGCGAAAGUCGCGGAGGGGGAUGAGAAAAUUCCACCGGGCGCGUUGAUCGCCUUCACGCAGAAAGGGUUGCAGUACUGCGAGAUCGAGGCGAAUCUGAACGAUGACGGCACGGAUGUCGACGCGGAUUUCAGCAUACUAAGUGCGAAAGAUUUGCUCUCGCACACCGUGGACGAACUCAAAGCCAUCGUGGAGAAGCGCAGGAACAUGUCAGAGGAGGAGCGAAAGGCGCUCAGAGAGGAGGAGGAGAGAGAGAUGCGAGCUAAGGCAGAGGCGAACGGGAUUAAGAUCGAGAACGACGUCGAGAGGGAAAUCAAGGCGGAUGAGGUGACGAUUCUGGACGGACACACGAGCGAAGUUUUUAUUUGCGCGUGGAAUCCGACGAAACAAUUGCUGGCAAGUGGGAGCGGCGACAGCACGGCGCGGCUGUGGACGAUUCCGGCCGGACCGUCUGGCCGCGAGGCGCAGACCAAACUCUCGAAGCCGAAGGUUUUGGAGCACAAGAGUGAUGAAGGUGACGCCGUCGACGCCAUGGACACAGAUGAGGCAAAGAAUGGCGAGUUUACCGCGGACGGCAGCAAACAAAAGGACGUCACCACGCUCGAUUGGAACGCAGACGGCACGCUCCUUGCGACGGGGUCGUACGAUGGCCAAGCUCGCAUCUGGGAUGCGAGUGGCAAGCUCGUAAGGAGCCUGAAGAUGCACAAGGGUCCUAUUUUCUCGCUGAAGUGGAACAAGACAGGCGAGUAUCUGCUGAGCGGCUCUGUGGACAAGACGGCCAUCGUCUGGGAAGUGGCCACGGGCGCGAUGAAGCAGCAAUUCGCGUUCCAUUCCGCGCCCACCCUGGACGUGGACUGGAGAGACGCACAGUCGUUUGCCACUUCCUCUAUGGACCACUCCAUCUACGUGUGCAAGCUCGGUGAUGACAAACCUAUUAAGUCGUUCAAGGGACACAAUGACGAAGUCAAUGCCAUCAAGUGGGAUCCCAGUGGUACGCUCCUCGCGUCUUGCUCGGAUGACUUCACCGCCAAGGUGUGGAAUGUGAAGAAAGAUACGUGCGUACACGAUCUCAACGAACACGAGAAGGAAAUCUACACUAUCAAGUGGAGCCCGACCGGUCCGGGCACUGACAAUCCUAAUCUUCCGCUCAUUCUUGCGACCGCGUCGUACGAUGCGACGAUCAAGCUGUGGGAUGUUGACUCGGGUAAGUGCUUGCACACCCUCGAGGGCCACACCGACCCGGUGUACUCCGUCGCUUUUAGUCCCGACGGCAAGUACCUAGCGAGUGGCUCCUUCGACAAGAACUUGCACAUCUGGGACGUGAAGGACGGGACUUUGAUUCGCACGUACCACGGCGAGGGAGGUAUUUUCGAGGUUUGUUGGAACAAGGAAGGUACCAAGAUUGCCGCCUGCUUCUCAAACAACCGAGUCUCCGUGCUCGAUUUUGCCUGA